CUUGCCGCCCCCUGCCGGUUGUUCCUCCUCCUCCACUUCAGGCAGUGAGAAAUCGAUGAUCUAUUUUGGUACUGGAUGAGUUCAUUCACCUGAGUUAGCGGUAUCGGAUUAGGUUGGUCCAGUGUAGUCAAGCUGGUUGGUUUUCCAAUGGCCUUGAGCCGUAUUAGUCAGGAUUUUGAUAAUAGGGUUUAUCUUGAUGACUCCUUAUUAAUCUUUUCAAAAGGUGUUUCUUUGAUCUUUCAUUCAUGAGAAAUUAUCAAGGGAGGAGAUGGGAAUGGGGCCUUGCGGGGAAUGCAGGGAAUGGAGAUGGGGGUAAAUAUCCCCUCACGGCAGGGAUUGGGGGUGAGGACGUGGAGAAGAUCAGGGUUCUGGGGUGGGGAGUAGGGAGGCAUCCCCCGCCCCACCCUGCUCUGCUGCAUUGCCAUCCCUACUUCUGGUCUUUUAUGGAUGCAAUUGGAAGUCGAACAGUGCUGAUAACAGGGGUCAGCAGAGGGCUGGGAAGAGCGCUGGCCCUUGAGUUGGCCAACAGAGGCCACAACAUAAUUGGCUGUUCCCGCGCCCAAGAUGCCCUCAACUCCCUCCACUCCCAACUCUCUUCUUCCAAUCCCAAUCACAAUCACUUGUUCCUUAAUGCCGACGUGAGGUUGAAUAGCAGUGUUGAAGAGUUGGCGCAAACUGUGAUGGAGAAGACGGGUGUUCCUGAUAUCAUAGUGAACAAUGCAGGAACAAUAAACAAGAAUAACAAGAUCUGGGAGGUGCCGCCAGAAGAGUUUGAUAGUGUCCUAGACACAAAUGUCAAAGGUACUGCCAAUGUGCUUCGCCACUUUGUCCCUCUCAUGAUUGCUGCAAAGAAGCAGGGCAUAAUCGUCAAUAUAUCAUCUGGCUGGGGCAGAUCUGGAGCUGCAUUGGUUGCACCUUACUGUGCGUCAAAAUGGGCCAUUGAAGGUCUGAGCAGGUCUGUGGCUAAGGAGUUGCCAGAAGGAAUGGCCAUUGUUGCACUUAAUCCAGGUGUGAUCAACACUGACAUGCUUGCCUCCUGCUUUGGUACUUCUGCAGCUCUCUAUCAAGCACCUGAAGCUUGGGCUCUCAAGGCAGCAACCAUGAUACUAAAUCUCACAUCAGCAGACAAUGGAGCAUCUCUAACUGUCUGAGGUAAAGAGUCCAAGAUAUACUAAAAUGAGGACUUUCAGCAGUCUUGAAAGAGAUUGAAAUUGUGAAGAUCAAAAGAAUUAAAACAAGGGGAGUAGAACUAAUUGCACUUCUCUUCAAACUCUCUGAAACUACCCUCUCUGUCAUUGGCUUCCACCAUCUCCCCUGGCCCUCUUUUGCACUAGCUCCAAUGACUAACUUCCACCGUCAAUAAUGAGCCAUGGUUUGUGCUGCUCUCUUUCUGUUGGAUUUUAAAUUUUGUUGCAAGUGGUUACUAAUAGUGCAUUUUCUGAUAACCACUGGCGAAAGGGAAGAUGUUGAUGGAUGGUUAUGGGAUGGCGCUUUCCCUCUUUCAUCAAUGUUAGGCAAAAAGAAGAUGAUGGAGUGAUGGUUCUGUUCUCCCUCUAUUUAUUUUAUUUUAGUAUUAUUAUUUUUUGCGUUGGGCUCAUGGUGGUGUUCUCAUGGUGGCGUUCUUGUUUUCACUUUCUUUUCUGUUUUGGGUUUUACGUCUCGGUGUGCUUUCUGGAUUUAGAGAGCGAGGCAAAGUAGAAGAGAAUUCUCGUGUUUAUCACCAUGUAUUUUGCUACUUUUUUUUUCCCAAAAUUUUCUAGAGUGUACCUACUUAAGUUGUCUUGUUAAAGAUGAACGUAGUAUUUUGUCUCAAUGGUCUGAGACUGGAAGCUUUAUGUCGUAUUACUUGUGUACCUAUUAUUUGUUGGAGUUUGCUAUUGCCGUUGGAUUUCUUUCUCC
Arachis ipaensis is the source of this 1899-nucleotide messenger RNA. The record is from RefSeq and is a predicted model, not a curated record. NCBI's taxonomy places the organism in Eukaryota, Viridiplantae, Streptophyta, Magnoliopsida, Fabales, Fabaceae.